UUUUUUUUUGUUUUUUUACAAUUCUUUUCCUUUCUUUUCUUUUAUUCUUUUUUUCUUCGCCACGAAUAAUAAAAUCAAAUGUCACAUCCGAUAGCGAGUAAUAUGGAAUAUAUUCAGCACCGAAAGGAAAGCGGGGGCUACGAGGAAGAUGACGAAGACAGUAACAUAUCCGAUAGACCAUUGGAUCCAAAUAAAUGGCACGCCAUGCUGCGACGAAUGUCUAUCAAUAUCCAACGAGAUGAAGGAACGCCUGAUGACCAAAUUAUUUCAGGAAAAAACGCAGUCUAUCCGACGGAUCACGAGAGAGCAUUGAUGUUGAAUAUACCUCAUUACAGCAGCAGCAGUGAAGAUUUAGUAGGUGAAACAAACGCGGAUGAUACUUUGCCGACCGUUGAAGAGAUCAUUACUGAUUACAUCGACUGCUCCAACCAUGCUUUGCAUCAACAACAACAACCAAGCUAUUUCGAAAAUCCGUUUGAUACAGACACUGCCUCGACAGACGAUACUUUAUUUGUGAAGCUACCUCCCCCAGCGAUCGAUAAAAAAAUUGUGCAUCCUUUAGCUAAGGUGUCAUCUGAAAAAAAGCAUCAUCAUCAUCACCACCACCAUCAUCAUCAUUCUUUACAUCAUUCUGCCGCCACACCAUUGCGGAAUGACUCGACACAAGCUGUCAAUAAUAAAGCUAAAUUGCAAUGGGCAAAGACAUUCGAAAAAAUUAAAGUUGUUAAUACCAUUAAUCAACUACAGCAAAAUAGCCAACGAAAAAACAGUGUAGCGCCUCAUACAAUUACUAGACAGCCAUUAGCUCCGUACUAUCCCGCUGCCUUUACGCCGGGAUAUCUCUCAUUAUUGUGUAGGGAUGAGCACGGAAGAAAAGCACCACCCAUUUUAUUUGAUGCGCUAUCCGUUGCAAUUACAGAUUCCGAAAUCGACCUUACAUCUAUUCAUCGUCUAUGGACAUUUCGUAUUGAACUCCAAUACGGUGAGAUCAAAUGGGUCAUUAACCGAACAAUCAUUGAAUUUUACAACCUUCAUCUCACUUUAAAAUUCAAGUAUUUCUCCGGAUUCAUAUCUGACCAACCGCCUUCUUUUCCUAGUCAACUCUCGCAUCUUACAAACGCAGCCUUGACAUCCAUGCGUAUCUCUCGUGAGGAAGAAACAAGUAAUGUAGGCGAUGUGGCCCUGAAGCGACGAGACGCACUUGAAACGUACCUCAAGGAGCUUAUUCAACGUGCCAGUAUGAUUGUCAAUUACGAACUAUGUGAAUUUUUGGAACUCAGUGCGAUUUCCAUUGUAAAAGAUAUGGGCUGGAAGGGAAAGGAGGGCUAUUUGGAAUACAAUACGAAACCGGCUUCGAUUCGCUCAUCUUUUGGUUGGCAUCGAUGGCAGAAGGAAUGGAUCAUAUUGCGUGACUCUUACAUUGCAUUUUGUAAAGACAUUGGGUCCACAGGACCUGCUGAUGUACUCUUAUUUGAUAAAAAUUUUAAAGUGGCAAGAACUCAAAGCACAUUUGGUUCUAUUCAUCAAACUCAUUUUAUUAUCUCCAACUCGGCAAGAAGAAUUGAAGUCAAAGCUCAAACCUCUAAGCAUAUUGAGGAAUGGAUCGAAAAUUUAGAAAAGGUUCAAAAAGAAAGUCCAUGGAUUAUGAAUCAUCGGUUUGGUUCGUACGCACCGAUUCGAGAAAAUGCAAAAGCAAAGUGGUUUGUCGAUGGCCACGAUUACUACGAGACGGUAGCGCAGGCACUCUUAUCAGCAAAAUCAGAAAUAUAUAUUGAGGAUUGGUGGCUGAGUCCACAAUUGUAUUUACGUAGACCACCCAAAGGCAAUGAAGAGUACCGAUUGGAUAGGCUUUUGAAACGAAAAGCGAAUGAGGGAGUGAUGAUCUACAUCGUGAUUUAUAAAAACGUAUCUGUUGCCUUGCCUUUGGAUUCACAACACACGCGUGACUGGAUGCAUAAUGUUCACCCAAACAUUAUUGUACAAAGACAUGCCAAUCUAACAUCCUCUCCUUUUUGGGCUCAUCAUGAGAAAAUUUUGGUGAUAGAUUACAGAUUAGCUUUUGUAGGAGGACUUGAUUUAUGCUUCGGUCGUUACGAUACCCAGAAACAUGAUUUAACAGAUUAUUCAUCACCAGAUGAAAUCUUUCCAGGACAGGAUUAUUCAAACCCAAGAAUCAAAGAUUUCCACAAAGUGAGCCAAUAUGACAUGGAACUCAUUGAUAAAAAAAGUGCGCCUAGAAUGCCUUGGCACGAUAUUCAUACUGCGAUGACCGGACCUCCUGCAAGAGACAUCGCACGUCAUUUCAUUCAACGGUGGAAUUUCAUUAAAUCCAAUCGAUCAAAAGAACGGGCCGAAGUUCCCUUUCUGUUGCCAAAGGGUGAGUAUGUGGCAGUUAGGGAUGAAUCUAAAUUCAAGGGAACAUGUCGUAUCCAGGUUCUAAGAAGCAGUGCCGAAUGGAGUCAAGGUAUAGAUAGAGAGUACUCUAUCUAUAGUGCUUACAUGGAAUGUAUUUUUAAAGCAAAACACUUUAUUUAUAUCGAGAACCAAUUUUUCAUCACCACAACGAGUCCUCAUGAUAAACUAAUCAAGAACAAAAUUGGGCAGGCCAUUGUUGAAAGAAUUAAGCGAGCACACAAGGAAAAACAAAAGUUUAGAGUAAUUGUGGUUAUUCCCGUCGCACCAGGUUUUGAAGGCGAUUUUAUACAAGCCGAUAGACGUUCCAUGCCGCUCCGAUCAGUAGCGCAAUAUCAAUACCGUUCGAUAUCUCGCGGUAAACACUCUGUUUUCGAACAACUAAAGAAAGCGAAUAUCCCCAUCGCUGAUUACAUCGGGUUUUACAGCUUACGUAACUGGGGUAAAGUCAAGGUAUCACCUACAAAAGAAAGUAAUAUUAGUUCAACCAUCAAGGAUAGCAUUAUUCAGUCACCCACUCUAUUACCCCAUCGACGCAACAUUAUCAAUAAGCGUCGUGGUCUUAAUAGAGUUCGAGCCAAUAGCCAAAACAAAUCAACAGAAGAAUUCAAUAACUUGUUGCAACAACAGCAACAGCAAGAGAUACUCUUGGAGCAACAACAAAAUGUUUACAAUGAUGGACGACUGGACUUCUUGACAGAACAAGUGUAUAUUCAUUCAAAGCUAAUGAUUGUAGACGACCGAACUGUCAUAUGUGGAUCAGCAAAUCUAAACGACAGAUCUCAAUUAGGAAACCGGGAUUCCGAAAUUGCUGUUGUGAUUGAAGAUACGGACUUGGUAGACUCUCGUAUGAAUGGACUACCAUAUAAGGCAUCGCGGUACGCACUUACUUUACGCAUGCAAUUAUUCAAGGAACAUUUAGGAUUAUUAAAUUGUGGCCACCAUGAUACGGAGAAUGGCGAUCACGAGGAAAACACCGGAGCCGAUGGUUACAGAAACAUGAAGCGUGAAGAUGUGGUUGUGAUGGAUCCAUUAUAUGAUGAAUUCUACAAUGAUAUAUGGAGCAAAACCGCCGAGAAAAAUACGCUUAUUUACCGAGAUGUUUUCAGGUGUGUUCCAGACGAUACAGUCCAUUCGGUCGAACAGCAUCGACAAUUUGUACCUGAUCCUGCUCGAGUUUUGCCUGGUCAUGUUGCAGAGCCUUGGAAAUUAACAAAUGACCAAGUUCAGUCAAGGUUGAAUGAGAUCCGAGGUCAUCUUGUUCAGUUUCCUACGGAAUAUUUAAAGAACAUCAAUAUGACUGCUUCUGUUAUGCAGGAAGCUGUGCCUCCUGUUGUCUUUACUUGAGUGUACCCUCCCUUACAUGUAGCUUUCAUUGUUCCUGAAACAAAUAAAAAAAGUCUGCAUUAUGACCUUUUCAUUAAACUGUUGCCUAUUUUUGUAGAUAAAGAAAACUGUGUAAUCAGAAAUAAAAAUGACAAACAUUGUACAAAGCAAUGUGAUACCAAACUUCAUUGCAAUGUUAUUAAGUCACAUUGCAUUAUUGUCAUCCCGCCCAUCCACUUUGUCAUUCUAUUUUGCAGCCUUGAUUUUGUUUAGCAGGCCGUCAGUUAUCAUUCACCAUGUUACCAGAAACCUCUUUCUUUAUAAAGACAAUCUUGACCGAUUCGCCUCGUAUCAUAGCAACAAAAACACCCAGUUACCAUACAAAUAUUCUUGUUUCUGGUCUAGUAUAGGUAUGCUGGUGACUAAGGAAAGCCACGAUGAUACUCACGCUCCCGGUUGAAAAAAAAAAAAAAUGACAUGAACUUAAAAUAACUGUAAU
Mucor mucedo is the source of this 4237-nucleotide messenger RNA. RefSeq lists its product as uncharacterized. Gene Ontology annotation, biological process: cell motility; intracellular signal transduction; phosphatidic acid biosynthetic process. NCBI's taxonomy places the organism in Eukaryota, Fungi, Mucoromycota, Mucoromycetes, Mucorales, Mucoraceae. The transcript has 18 exons. The coding region runs from base 79 to 3759 and encodes 1226 amino acids. Gene Ontology annotation, molecular function: D-type glycerophospholipase activity; phosphatidylinositol binding. The record is from RefSeq and is a predicted model, not a curated record.